CAAAGUUUCUACGCUGGAAAGUUCACAACGAUUGGGUUGCAGAAGUUCGGUACUAUGACGACAUUAGAAUGAUUAUAUCUUGUUCAAACAAUGAAAACACUGCCCUCGUCAUCGGUAAUACUGUGGGAAGUACUCAUGUUGAAUCUCAACUGAAGGAAAUCCGUGAAAUGACAAACUCGCCUGAUGCAGCGGAAAGGAAAGCCAAGAUAGCUCAACAAAAUUAUGCACAAGCAAAGAAACAUUUGGCUAAUGACCAGCUGGUGUUUAGAAUUCAUAAAGGAGUCAAAACAUUUGAUUUUUCAAAGACAAAAAAUAUCAUUGUAACAGGAGGAAUGGAUAGGAUUGUGCGAGUGUGGAAUCCCUAUGUUCCUUUGAAACCGACUGGAAUGCUCCGAGGUCAUAAUGCUCCUAUAUUCGGCCUGUUUAUAGCAGCUGAAGAGGAUAGAAUUUACAGUAUAUCGCAAGAUAAAACUGUUAAGGUGUGGGACAUCAAGGACCAAGUAUGUAUGCUGACAGUGAGACCAAAGUCACAUAAGAUUCGAGGAGAUGUCCAGGCUUGUCAUUACAAUCCGGUUGUAAAGGGCUUAGCAGUAGCAUCUAGUACAGACCAGAUGGCCUUCCUUGGUUUGAAAAUUAAAGCUCAGAUGCAUGCAGACAUAGCAAUUACUCACAAAGAACCAGUGUUGUGCACCAAGUUUAAUGCCAGCUUUAAACAUAUUGUAACAUGUUCUGAAGGAUCUGUAACUCUCAAAUAUCUUAGAAUGUUCAUGUUGUUUAAAAAAAACAAAAAAAAAACACCAAGACUAUAUUUAUUUAUUGUAUUAGUCGAAGGUUUUGAAGAAGUUUCAGAUCUUGUCUAUGUGGAGAUGAAUAAGAAUCGUUUUGUGUUGUCUGUUGGUUGGGAUAGAAGAAUAAACAUGUAUUCUGACUCAAUGGAUGACUUCCGACAUGUCCAAAACCCACUACCUAAGUGGAGGGAUGAUUUGAAAAGUGGUCAUAAAGAAGACAUACUGUCUGUAGCAGCUUGUGCUCCUAGUCUCCUGGCAACGUCCAGCUAUGAUGGAGAAGUAAUUGUUUGGAAUCUGGUGUCUGGUCAUAUUUACUGCCAUUUGUUAUCCACUGCAGAGAGUCAGUAUGAUCAUCAGCAGUUGGAUGGCGACAACAGUAUCCGCAAGCUGGUAUUUCUGUCUUCAAGAAUCACAGACAAGACUUCAGCUCAACUUGUAGCUAGUGGACCCAGAGGCUGUGUUCAUUUCUGGAAUGUUUACAAUGGUGGCAUCCUCUACUCAAAAUAUCAAGCUAACAAGAAGCAAUGUCCGCUGAGUUUUCUUGUUACUAGUUCUGAUAACAACAUGUUGUUCAGUGGUGAUGCUCAAGGGUUUGUGAAUGCCUACAACAUUGAAGGUUAUUGUGAGGGGGAAAAGGAAUCUGAACCACCACAAACUCUGUCGUCUUGGAGAGCACAUAUUGAGAGCAUUACCUGGUAAGCUUCUUUACUUUGACUGAUUUCAGUUGCAUUUACAAAUGCCUCAUGGAAUUCUUACUGUUAAUAUUCCUGGUAUACCUGUAUGACAAUACAUUUUAGCUUGGAUUUAGAGGACCUGCAGUGAAAUUAUGCCUGCUCAUCCAUCCACCUGCAGUUAG
Anneissia japonica is the source of this 1644-nucleotide messenger RNA. RefSeq names its product WD repeat-containing protein 49-like. The record is from RefSeq and is a predicted model, not a curated record. The transcript has 11 exons. The annotation marks the transcript as partial. NCBI's taxonomy places the organism in Eukaryota, Metazoa, Echinodermata, Crinoidea, Comatulida, Comatulidae. Gene Ontology annotation, molecular function: protein binding.